This is a messenger RNA of Linum trigynum, 2058 nucleotides long. The record is from the annotation of a GenBank genome assembly. NCBI's taxonomy places the organism in Eukaryota, Viridiplantae, Streptophyta, Magnoliopsida, Malpighiales, Linaceae.
GACCUGUGACCCGUGAUAAAUUACCCGACCUGCCACAGGGCGGGUCUGGGUACCAAGAAACCCACCUCGAAACUGCCCAUUGCCAUUCCUAGCUACGACCAAAGGAAUUGCAACCCCACAAUUUUGAUUAAUUAUAGACCCCAAAAAAACUACGUAGAGAGUUCCUUAAUUAAUUCUAUUGAAAGGGAUGUAUUCCAAUGAAUGAUUGUAACCAUCGCAUUUACGCCAUUCUACAUUCUUCUAAACACAACCUAUGUUUCGUAAUAUAUAUGGAGAGACAAAGUGUGGAUACUAGCUAUGGUUAUGUAUAGGGAAAGUUACAUGGCAUGUACAAACUUCCAUUGGUUCUUCACUUUAGGAAAAUAUUGAAAGAAGAAAAGGUUCAUCGAUCUCUUCUUAUUUUCAACAUGUGGGGUAUAUCAAUGGAUGGACCAACUCUCGCCACACUCUAUGUGCAUAUCAAAAUUCUCAAUGCGAACAUGGGUUGCUACGAUGAUAUAGGACUCAACGUGUUUAGCUAAAUAUCAAUACAACAAGUAAUUGUUAAUUUUAUAUUUUUCUCUCGUGUCCGUACGCAUAAGUUCUUGUAAAAAUACACCAGCCCCCCAUAAAAUUACAUUCAAAUUGCUAUAUUGUUUACAUUGAUCUCGAUUUAACGAAAUAACGGAAUGCGACUUUUAAGAUGUAUUGACUUGAACCAGAAAAAUCACUAAAAAUUAUAAUGUAAAUCUCUUUAAUAAUAUAUCAGUUGGUAAACUAAUUAGGAGGAUCUUUGGUAGUAAUUAAUAUAUUAUUAUUUCAGCAAUUAACAAUUCUUAAUAACAACAAUGAAUUAGCUGUCUUCAAACGGACCGUGCAAGCUCCCAAGAAAUAUUAUUCCCGCAAGCACCAGGAAAAGGCAAAAAGGAACCCUCGAAACCCGUAUGCGCGAAACAAGAAAAACGGAGGUUGCUUACUGUAACCUCAAACCCAACGAAAUUAGUUCUUAAUCGCCUUUUUAAGCACUUUUCUUAACAAAUAAAAAACUCCUAAUUGAUUACUUAAUUCAUUUCAAGCCGCUCACGGAAACCUAGCCGCCUUAACACCACCACUAUAAAUCCCCCCGCUCCCCCUCCCUUCAACCUCGCUUUGAAACUUCCUCUCCCCAAAUUCCCACUUUCAAUUUUCUCUCUCUCUCUUUCUCUCUUACAUUCUCAACAAUGGCGGAACUAGUGAGAGGCCUUCUCCACUCGGCGUGCCAGAUCCUCGGCGGCUACAACAAGGACGUCGCCGGCGCCGGAUACAAGACCGAUGACGCUAACAGGACUCCGCCGGCGGAAACAGGGUUCAGGAUGCCGCUCCAUUACCCGAGGUACAGCAAGCGGGACUACGAAUCGAUGGAAGAAUGGAGGCUGGAUCUGCUUUUGUCGCAGUACGGUCUCCGAUUCGACGGCACCGUGGAGGAGAAGCGUGCCUACGCCAUCGGCGCAUUCCUCUGGCCCGACCAGUACUGAACGGAAACUAAAAACUCGAGAGGGCAAGGAAGAAAUUCGAAGAAGAAUUAUAUGUAUUAACUGCUGUUGCGUUUUUUUUUGGGUUUUAAUAGAAUGGAAUGAUUAGCAGUGAUUAGUAAUUACUAAUUACCAUACAAAAUGUUCCGUCGCCGGAGCCGGUGACGGUAAUUGAUCAGAAUCGUGGUUAUGAAUGAUGAUACUUGGCCCAAACUCUUUAGCCCAUUCUAUUGGGCCGCGGGAUAAUAUAGGCUGGGCUUUUUACCCAUUUAGUGGGUGGCCGACAUCAUCGACAAACACAGACAAGAGAGUUGGCUGUCUACAUUUACCUACCUGUCCAAGAACAGAGUAACUGCUACUACCCACAAAACCAUGGUCGACACGGAUUCUUUUUUUUAUAACUAAUAAUAUGGAAUUAAGCUGAUUUGCUUCGUAAGUCUUUGCAUUUCAUCAUUGAUAUGAGCCCAAAAAUUCAAGUUUACUAUUCAAAUAUCCUCCUCCAUAGCCAAAAAUAUCUUGCUACAAGUUAAGAAAGGUGUGAAAGAAGUAAUAAAGAUCUGAGGCUGAA